GCGUCACAAGUCGGUCGACAGCCAGCGCAAACAUAAGUUAUGGAGCCAUGGAUUUGGAUAUCCUGAAGCCUUGGAUCAUCAUUUUGAGCACAUGGAGCCUUUUGCAAUUGAACUUCGAGGAUUGCCAGGCCGUUCCUGGCGGCGGCAGCAGCGGGGAGAGAGUUCAUAUAAGACUGCACAUGCCGGAGGUGGUGCGCCAGCACACCCACUUCCACAAUGUGUACAAGUAUCCUCGGAAAAUGCCCAUCCAUCCAGCUCCAGCCCCGCCACCCACAACGAUAGCAUCGCUCUAUCCAAAGUUUCCGGGGAAACCUCAGGUUCAGCUAUUGGGCUAUACAACGGCGGUGGGCGGAUCGGGACCGAUGUCGCCGAAUUUAAUGCAGCUAAUGGCUACGGCAGCCACGCCCACACUCAUGCCAACGCCCACAAGUUUGGCGCCAAACUAUGGGCCCGCAUUAUUCGAUAAUUACAAUCAGGCCGUGUCCUCUUUAUCGAGUGCCACAACCACCACAACGACAGUUCGGCCUCCACAGCUCUUCAAAUCCUCAUCCAGCCAGAAACAGCAACAAUUGUUGGAGCAAAUUUUCACACCUCAUCAAUCGAAUGAAGAGGACAGUUCCACGGAAGAUAAUCAGUUGGAAAAUAACUCAUUGCUGAACCAAAAUUUCCUAGAAGCCUUGCAAAGGGAGUACCUUUCGAAAUUCGGAGGACGUCGCAAACGAAAGAAGACGGGUUCCAAAAAGUACAAAAUACCCAGCAAGGACUAUUCAAAUUACUAUCAGAGUAAGCCCACUUAUUACCAGGACGAAGAUGUGUCCGAAAACUUUGAAGAUUACCAGGAUGAACCUCUAAAUGAGGAUUACGAGGAAGUGAUGAAGAUGAGCACCCCACAAAAAUAUAGCGGAUACUAUCCCUCUGGAUCGGAUGAAGUGGAUCAGGAUAGUGCUCAGGGCUAUGACAAUGCGGUGGCUUUCAGUGGCCAGGAUAAUAGCAUUUCCUCGACGAUACCGACAAUGGAGGAGUUUUUAGAGGAUGUGAAUAGCCCAAGCUCCGGAUUUAGUGGCGUUGGAAGUUAUGAUCCAUACGGGAAUUCCAAUGGCUUCCAAUCGUGGCAUCCCUCACCAACCAGCACUGCUCCGGGCAAUAGUUGGUCCAGACCCACGACUUCUCAUCCGUUUCCCAGUUCCUCAAAAGGACCCAACAAGACGAGGCCUGUUAGAUCCCGAGGACGAACUAAGAUACGUUACGUCAAGCUAAUCACUCGAAAGAAACGCAAAAAUCACAUAAGAACGAAAAGAUAUAGAACUUAAUGUACUCUCAACCUUUCUCCUGACUUCUAUUUAGGAGAUUAUUUAUAUACGAAUGUGAAAAUAUUAUAGAAAUAAAAGUGGAUUUCCUUACCAAACCAAAUAAAUAACAAAAUGCCAAAAAGGAUCUU
This is a messenger RNA of Drosophila ananassae, 1438 nucleotides long. RefSeq lists its product as uncharacterized. The coding region runs from base 48 to 1310 and encodes 420 amino acids. The record is from RefSeq and is a predicted model, not a curated record. The transcript has 2 exons. Lineage: Eukaryota; Metazoa; Arthropoda; Insecta; Diptera; Drosophilidae.